Molecule: messenger RNA, 1925 nt
Organism: Marmota monax (woodchuck)
Lineage: Eukaryota; Metazoa; Chordata; Mammalia; Rodentia; Sciuridae
Product: terminal uridylyltransferase 7
Exons: 11
Coding region: 240-1910 (556 amino acids)
Molecular function (GO): RNA uridylyltransferase activity; zinc ion binding; nucleic acid binding
Source: RefSeq, a predicted model, not a curated record
GAUCCUCCAGGCCGGCUAGAACUGAGGUCUCGGGUUCGAGUCCGCCUUUUCACUUUGUGUCAGACUCUGCGAGGGUGGGAGAAGGGAUUUGGGUCGAGACACUCGGCCCCGGCCCCCUGGCGGCUGGGGGGACCCCGGAAUCCCAUCGAAGUGGCGGGUCACUUCCUGCUUCCUGGUCCCCACGGUGGCUUCGUGGCCGGGACUGCGGGUGCAAAGAAAGAAAAUUGAAGUCAAAGACCAUGGGAGAUGCAGCAAAACCUUAUAUUGUGAAGCGCAGUAAAGAUCGAGGACCUGUUGAUGAUGAUGAUUUCAGAAGGGGUCACCCCCAACAAGAUUAUUUAAUAAUGGAUGAUUAUGCUAAAGGCCAUAGCAGUGAAAUGGAAAAAGGCCUUCCGAAAAAAAAGCUAACUCCUGGGAACUAUGGGAAUACCGCGAGAAAAGGAUCAUACGCUGUUUCCAGCAAUCCAUAUGCAUUUAAAAACCCAAUUUACAGUCAGCCCACUUGGAUGAAUGACAACCACAAAGAUCAGAAUAAGAGGUGGCUAUCUGAUGAACUUACUGGUAAUUCAGACAAUUGGAGAGAGUUUAAACCUGGACCUAGAAUUCCUAUCAUAAGCAGACCAAGGAAAGAUGCCUUUCAAGAAAGUGAAGAUGGUUACAGGUGGCAAGAUGGAAGAGGCUGCAGAACUGUAAGAAGACUGUUUCAUAAAGACCUAACAAGCCUAGAGGCCAUGUCAGAAAUGGAAGCAGGAAGUCCUGAAAACAAGAAGCAGCGGUCCAGACCCAGGAAACCAAGGAGGACUAGAAAUGAGGAAAAUGAACAGGAUGGAGAGUUGGAAGGCCCUGUGAUUGACGAGUCUGUGCUUUCGACAAAGGAGCUACUGGGCUUACAGCAGGCUGAGGAGCGUUUGAGGAGAGACUGCAUUGACAGACUAAAAAGGCGACCACGAAACUGCCCUACAGCAAAAUACACCUGCAAACUCUGUGAUGUUUUAAUUGAAUCCAUUGCAUUUGCUCAUAAGCAUAUCAAAGAGAAGAGGCACAAGAAAAACAUUAAGGAGAAGCAGGAGGAAGAGUUGCUCACUACGUUACCCCCGCCAACACCCUCCCAGAUAAAUGCAAUUGGCAUUGCCAUUGACAAAGUGGUACAGGAGUUUGGCUUACACAAUGAGAAUUUGGAACAGAGGCUAGAAAUCAAAUGUAUCAUGGAAAAUGUGUUCCAGCACAAGUUACCAGAUUGUUCUCUAAGAUUAUAUGGGUCUUCCUGUAGCAGAUUGGGUUUCAAAAAUUCGGAUGUAAACAUUGACAUUCAAUUUCCAGCCAUUAUGUCUCAGCCAGAUGUCCUCUUAAUUGUUCAAGAAUGUUUAAAGAACAGUGACUCCUUUAUUGAUGUUGACGCAGAUUUCCAUGCAAGGGUACCGGUGGUAGUAUGCAGAGAAAAGCAAAGUGGUCUUCUUUGUAAAGUGAGUGCAGGAAAUGAAAAUGCUUGUCUGACAACAAAGCACUUAACUGCACUCGGAAAACUAGAACCAAAGCUGGUUCCUUUGGUGAUUGCAUUUAGGUACUGGGCAAAGCUUUGCAGUAUAGAUCGCCCUGAGGAAGGAGGCCUGCCACCUUACGUGUUUGCCCUUAUGGCCAUUUAUUUUCUUCAACAGAGGAAAGAACCUCUUCUGCCAGUUUAUCUAGGCUCAUGGAUUGAAGGAUUCUCAUUAAACAAACUUACGAACUUCAACCUUAAAGACGUUGAGAAAGAUUUUGUGGUCUGGGAAUACACUGAUAAUGUUGGGGAUACAAACACAGCAAAAGAAGAGUCACCAAAAGAAAGGCCAAUUAAAAGGGGGCAGGUCUGUUCUCUUAUUUCUAAUUUUACUGUUGAUUUUUAUUUUAGUUAUCAAUUGUGGUGUUUAUGAGUUAGUCAGUUUUCC